Messenger RNA from Salvia splendens (bonfire salvia), 1476 nucleotides. RefSeq names its product probable purine permease 11. Gene Ontology annotation, molecular function: purine nucleoside transmembrane transporter activity. Lineage: Eukaryota; Viridiplantae; Streptophyta; Magnoliopsida; Lamiales; Lamiaceae. The transcript is spliced from 3 exons. The coding region runs from base 179 to 1273 and encodes 364 amino acids. Gene Ontology annotation, cellular component: membrane. The record is from RefSeq and is a predicted model, not a curated record.
UACAUAUUACUGCAUCAAAUCAAUCCCCAUCAACCAUCAAGCAACCACAUGUUCUUCUCAAUCUAUUCUUCUCUCUUGCAAUCAGACAAUUAAAUUAACACAUUGUUUGGUUCACAUCGAUUCAGCAUAAUUAGCAUGAAUAAAGCCACAGCUACCAUUCAAUCUCUCCAUUCCAGUCAUGUUAGAUAAUCAAGUUCCGAUGUUGGCAAACGAUGGUUAUCACCAACCACUUCACAGGCUUAAUCGAUCUCAAUGGUGGAUUUUCGUGGUAUUGAACAUCGUAUUUGUUAUUGUUGGUCAAGCUGCUGCUGUGCUGUUGGGAAGGUUUUACUAUGAUCAGGGCGGAAACAGUGAGUGGAUGGCCUCUCUUGUCCAAACCGCGGCUUUCCCUAUCCUUUUCAUCCCGUACCUUUUCCUCGACUCCCCUGAUAAGUCGUCUACUAGUUUAUCAGCGCCACCACCUCCUACGCGCCUGAUAGCCUUAAUCUACAUCGUUGGUGGCGCCAUUAUUGCUGGAGACAACAUGUUGUAUUCCAUUGGACUGCUCUACCUCUCUGCUUCCACUUACUCUCUCAUCUGCGCCACGCAAUUAGCAUUCAAUGCACUUUUCGCCUUCUUCAUCAAUCAGCAGAAGUUCACUGCUCGGAUACUAAUUUCAGUCACACUUCUUUCAUUAUCUGCUUUAUUGCUUGCUACCAAUGAUGGCUCGGAUGGACCUUUGAGGGCCUCCCGGGGAGAGUAUAUCCUUGGAGUCCUCACAACGCUUGCAGCUUCAGCGCUGUACUCCCUCAUCUUGUCCCUCAUGCAGCUGACGUUUGAGAAGGUUCAGAAGAGGGAAACUUUCUCGGUCGUGCUUGAUAUGCAGGUUUACACGUCGGUCAUGGCAACUUGUGUCACCGUUGUGGGCCUCUUCGCCAGUGGAGAAUGGGGGACUAUAAGGGGAGAAAUGGAACGUUUUGGCAGCGGAGAGGCUUCUUACAUCAUGACACUGGUGUGGACAGCCGUGGCUUGGCAAAUCUCUUCUGUUGGUGUGGUGGGACUGAUAUUUGUGGUGUCAUCUCUCUUCUCGAAUGCCAUCAGCACCCUCUCUACAGCAGUCACGCCGAUUGCUUCUCUGGUUGUCUUCCACGACAAGAUGAACGGGCCAAAGAUAGUCGCGAUGUUGCUGUCAUUUUUGGGGUUUGCUCUUUACAUUCGUCAGAACUAUGUGGAUGAUCUUGAGGCGAGGAAGAAACAACAAAGUGAAGAAGAGUGUGAUGAAUUUGUGCAGUAAUUGAAGUUAGCAUAUUGGUUUAUUUUUAGUCUAUGGUGAAUUUUUCCAAACUCAAUUAUGCAAUUGUGAAAUAGCUAGUGUGCAGUGUUGUGCUAAUAAGCCUUAGUUUCAAUUUUUAUUUAUUUAACUUGACAAAAAUAAAUAAUUUCGAUUAGAGAUGUACCUAUUUUGAUUUAUGAAAUCUUGAUUUCCCAGAAGCUAAA